This is a messenger RNA of Chondrus crispus (carragheen), 1115 nucleotides long. RefSeq lists its product as hypothetical. The coding region runs from base 1 to 249 and encodes 82 amino acids. NCBI's taxonomy places the organism in Eukaryota, Rhodophyta, Florideophyceae, Gigartinales, Gigartinaceae. The transcript has 2 exons. The record is from RefSeq and is a predicted model, not a curated record.
AUGUCCCGCGUCCACACCUUUCUCACCAUCGUCUGCGCCUGCUGGGUAACCCUAUCUUACAACCCGCGCAUCGAAGCGUUUGUUAAUCAUUGCGGCAUGCAUCGCUUGUUUCAAAACCAGGGGUCAAAACCAAAGGGUUUUGAAACCCUUUCCACCGACGCCAACUGGCAAAGCAGAACAUCUGAGCGCAACCAGAUUGCGAAAAGUGCACGCAAUUACACAAAACUCAGUAAAAUCAGUAAAUCUUAAUUCAUUCCACCGCCCAAUUACAUGCCCAAUUACAUGCCCAAUUACAUGCAUCUUCCUCCCAUAUCGCGGCCUUCUGGCCAUCGCCCACCACCAAGCCCUCUUUCGCACCAUCGAAUCCCACCGCUUUCGCAUUCCUCCCCUCUCAAGUCACCAUGGUCUCCGCCUACCUCCGCUCCUAUGUCUCUCGCGCCGCCACCUGGAUGGAGCUCGUGAUAGUCCCAUCCUCGAUCGCCGCUGCCUACUUCGCUAUCAGCGCCCAAAAGCGCGCGGCCGUCCGCCCUCCCGAAUCCUCUUGACCGCCCCCUUCGCCCGCUCCACCGUCACAUUUCCUCGCCACCUACCCCGAGCCGACUCCUUGCCUCGCGCCGCUCACUUCUGCAGCCUCAUAUUUCCGCCUUCUCGAUCUCCUCCGCCGCCGCCGCCGCCACCGUCGUCGCCGUCGCUGCCGCCGCCUCCUCUCGCACCUUCCGGCGCUCCUCGCGCCACUCGCGCACACGCUUUACCGCCACGUGAGCAAAACCCUGCAUCACGCCGGACAGAAAGGGGCCGGUAGCUUCUUUCGUUACUUUCAUCAACGAGUCGGACGCUGUCGGCUUCUCUUUGCUGCUGGUCACGUUGAAUUCGGACGCCGGGGAGCUCAUUUUGGAAAGGUGGGUGAGUGGCACGGCUUGAGGCUCGGGGAGAGAAUCGUUGCGACUUACAAAGGUGUUGAUCGCUGGGACGUGUCCGGAAGUGCCGCUUGUGGGCAAGUGCGGGAGACAAUCGCGGUCUCUUGUUAUCGGGGCAGAGUGGUGCGUGACUGGUGUUGUCCGACUGAAACUCUUAGAAAAGUUUUUAAAAUUAAACCACCAAGCACGAUAUUUUUA